Messenger RNA from Thrips palmi, 995 nucleotides. Its product is annotated as gamma-gliadin-like. The record is from RefSeq and is a predicted model, not a curated record. The transcript is spliced from 4 exons. The coding region runs from base 258 to 995 and encodes 245 amino acids. NCBI's taxonomy places the organism in Eukaryota, Metazoa, Arthropoda, Insecta, Thysanoptera, Thripidae.
GCCAGGCCCGCCAGGCCCGCCAGCGACACCUGUUAGCGUUACCGCGACACCGCCGUCCAGUGGAUUAACGUGACCGGCAUUACCUGUGGAUUACCCGUCGGCCUGUCGGCAGCCUGUCGGUGCUCGAAGUGCUGCAGGCGCUGGAGGCGGCACCAGCAUGAAAUCGCCGCCCUGGCUGCGGGCACGCCGUCCUCCCCCGCUGUGGUCCUCCUAGUGCAGUGCAGUGUGUGUGCCCAGUGUUGAAGUGCCGCGGCGAGAUGAGGCCGCCGACGUGCCUGGUGCUGUCGCUGCUGUCGCUGUGUAUUGGAUUAACCUCCUGCCAACAAGGCGGGAGGUUUUUCUUCCCGGAGACGCCGCUGCAGCCACAGCCACAGCCGCGGUUCAUCCCGUUCCAGCAGACGGCGGACGACCAGCAGUUCCAGGCAGGCUUCUUCCACCAGCAACCGCCGCCGCCGCCGCAGCCUCCACAGCAGCCCUUCUCGCCCUUCCGCUCCGCGGCGCCCGACUACCAUGGCGACUUCAUCCAGUCGCAGCAGCAGCAGAUCGGGCAGUCGCAGGGCCUGCGCCAACAGCAGCCACAGCAGCAGCAGCAAUCCGAGCUGAGCCCCUUCCAGCGGGUGCCCCAGUUCCAGCAGUUCCAGCAGCAGUUCCCCGCCACGGCGCCGCAGCAGUUCAGCCCCUUCGCCUUCCAGUCGGCGGCGCCGCCGUCGGCCCCCGCCGCGCCGCGCCCCCAGGUGACGCCCGUGCAGUCGCGGCUGCAGCCCAGCCAGUCCGGCGGCCAGCCCAGCGGGCCCACGUCCUUCGUGCAGCCCUUCACGCCCACCACCAUUCGGCCGCCCGCCGGCACGCUGGGCGCGCUGCGGGGCCGCCGACCGACGCCCCUGGCGGAGACGACGGGGCUUGGCGCCACGGGCCCGCAGCGUUUCCUGGACCAGGGACGACCUGAGGGCGACCUCCGACUUCGCCACCUCCGAGCGCCAGCAGCAGGGCCUUGA